Molecule: messenger RNA, 1842 nt
Organism: Ostreococcus tauri
Lineage: Eukaryota; Viridiplantae; Chlorophyta; Mamiellophyceae; Mamiellales; Bathycoccaceae
Product: WD40/YVTN repeat-like-containing domain
Exons: 1
Coding region: 1-1842 (613 amino acids)
Biological process (GO): protein ubiquitination
Molecular function (GO): ubiquitin-protein transferase activity; protein binding
Source: RefSeq, a predicted model, not a curated record
AUGUCGGACCCAUCGGAGGUGGUACCGGACGUUCAAGAACCGAUGACGACGAAUGCGAGGGAAAACCGACGCGAAGAUUCGGAUUCGGGCGGUAGUCGCGCGGCGUACGUGGACGCGAAUGACGACGGAUUCCGAGACGCCGACAGCGAAUUCAGCGGACAGAACCGUAACGAUGACGAGGACAAUUGCGAGAUGGAUUACGACGGGACGACGACGGAGAUUAGGGAAGGGAUGUUGAGCGGAAUGGAGAGCGACGCACGGGAGGAGUUGACACCGAUAGCGGCGAAGGAAGACAUCGAGAUGGAGAAGAAGGAAGGAGAGCCCGGCGGGAUGAUCGCGAGUGGAAUAGCGUUGGAGAUACCUGCGCACUUUCAGUGCCCGAUAACGAUGGAGCUGAUGCAAGAUCCGGUGAUGAUCGCGACGGGGCACACAUACGACAGACCGGCGAUUCAGCGAUGGUUAGAUCAGGGACACCGGACGUGUCCGGUCACGGGCGUGCGCCUGCGUCACCUGGAACUCAUUCCGAAUCAUGCAAUUCGCACCGCGAUUCAGUCUUGGGCGCCCGCGGAGCUAUCCGCGCUCCGACCACUCGCGCCGCUGCACGACAAGGCGGUGGUGGACAUCCAUAGACAGAACAGCGAUAUCAUCGGCUUGCGAGACGCCCUCGGUGCCGGCGCCGCGGUCGUUGCGCCUGCUGCGAAUGCCGACGCGAGCGACGAUCAACAUCCGGUGUAUACCAUUGCCGAAGGGCACGAUGAAAUCGUUUGGGGCGUGGACACCACGCCAACAACGUUGUUCAGCGCGUCCGCAGACAAGACGAUUCGAGCGUGGGACAUCAGCAGUCGACGCUGCGUUCAAGUGUUGGAAGAACACACUCGACCGGUCUUGUGCCUCGCGGUUUGCGUGAAGCACGACAAACUGUUCAGUGGUUCUUAUGACUGCACCGUUCGCGUAUGGAAUCUGAGCACGUACCGUCGCAUAACGUACCUGCCGGGGCACACCGAUGCUGUGCGCGCGCUUCAAGUGUACAACGACACUACGCUAUACACCGCGUCUUACGACCACACCAUACGAGCGUAUGACAUCGAGUCACUUGAACUCCUUAAAGUACUUCGCGGGCAUAACGGUCCCGUUCGCACGUUGGUGACGGUGAACGACUAUGUUUUUAGCGGCUCAUAUGAUCGCACUGUGAGAGUGUGGCCGGCAUACUCGGAGGACAUCGGUCCGUCCGCGGGCACCGAUUUGGUGAAAACUUUAAAGGGGCACAAAGACGCCGUUCGUGCGCUCGCGUGCUUUCCGCGUCGGCAGGCGACAUCGAGCAACCGCGCCAUCGGACCUUACGUAUUUAGUGGCUCAGAUGACUCAAACGUUCGCGUGUGGAACGCCGGGACAUUUGAGUGCAUCCAGGAACUCAAGGGGCACACCGACAACGUGCGCGUUUUGACCGUGGACGAUAGAUACUUGUACAGUGGAUCAUGGGACAAGACGAUUCGCGUGUGGGAUCUAGAAACCUUCAGCUGCAAGCAUAUCAUCAAUGGCCACACUGAGGCCGUCUUAGCGUUGUGCGUCAUGGGCGGUCACUUAGUUUCGGGCUCAUACGACACAACCGUGAGGCUGUGGGGCGUGCAAUCCGAGACCGAGUUCGAGUGCGUCGGCGUUUUUCACGCGCACAACGACGCCGUUCGCGUGUUGACGAGCGCCGGCCGCAAUGCAGCGACUGUUUUUAGCGGCUCCUAUGAUGGAUCCAUAGGAUUUUGGAGGCUUCCUAUCUCCGACCCAAGAGACUGGCCUCCGAGUCGAUCGCACGCGCUCGGUUGGGUCGGGCAACGCUCGCCGCAUUAG